This is a messenger RNA of Corythoichthys intestinalis (scribbled pipefish), 2654 nucleotides long. It is a transcript of the gene fez1, whose product is annotated as fasciculation and elongation protein zeta 1 (zygin I). NCBI's taxonomy places the organism in Eukaryota, Metazoa, Chordata, Actinopteri, Syngnathiformes, Syngnathidae. Gene Ontology annotation, cellular component: cytoplasm; axon. The coding region runs from base 280 to 1500 and encodes 406 amino acids. The record is from RefSeq and is a predicted model, not a curated record. The transcript is spliced from 9 exons.
UAUUGAUGGGAAAACAAGGGACUGUGGGAGGACAGAUAAGGGUGGCCGUGGGCAAACGUGUGAGGGAAGUCAUACGCAAAGAGCUUAAAUCUAUCCAUACUCUCCUCAGUCUUUAGUUUUGCCUCAAUUUACUCUGGAUUGAAUGUAACAUCUAUUCAUCAGUUAGAUUUGCAACGAAGUGAGGUGAAGACACCGCCUACUCUUGCCUGAAGGUCCUGCCAACAAACAGGAAGAUCACAUCCACUGCAGGGCUCAGUGACUGACCCAACAGGGGAUACCAUGGAAGCCCCUCUUGUGUGUUUGGAUGAGGAGUUUGAGGACCUCCGGCCUUGCCGUAUGGAUGAGUUUGAACACCCAGCACUCAACCACUCCUCUUACACCACCACCACUGUCCCACUGGUCGCCAUCACCCGAGAGGACUUCUCUGAGCUGGAGAACUUUUCCGAGAUGAUGAGCUUUAAGUCAAUGGAGGACCUGGUCAACGAAUUUGAUGAGAAACUCAACGUCUGCUUCCACAAUUACAACACCAAGACCGAGGGCCUGGCGCCGAUACGCAACCAGUCACAAAACCAAGAUGAUGAGGAACAGCUGCAGGAUGAAGAUGUGUGGGAUGCCCUGACCGACAACUACAGAGCUGCAUGGGACGAGCCAGACUCAGAGGGAUUCAACGGAAACCUUUCUGGCAAAGAGAUACACGAAAAAGAGGAGGAGGAAAUGAAUGAAAAGAAUGACAAUGCUAACUGUCUCAACGAAGAGCCUCUAAUGACAGCAGAUCAGGUCAUUGAGGAAAUAGCCGAGAUGAUGGCAAACUCCCCAGACCCCGGUGAAACUGAGGAAGAGGACGAGGAGGAGAGCAGCCGUUGCUCCUCCAGGACUCACCCUUCCCUGCUCGAAGAGAUCCGACAACUGUCCCAGGCCUCAAACAACAAUUGCUCUUACGAAGGCCUGAGUUUGAUGCCUAGUUCCGCACUGUUUGAACUGCUGCACCGUGUGGAAGCCGCAAUCCGCGAAUACUCUGAGGAACUGGUCAGUCAGCUGGCACGGCGUGAUGAGCAGGAGUUUGAAAAAGAGGUGAAGAACACGUUCAUCACAGCCGUGAUUGAAGUGCAAAACAGGCAGAAAGAGCAGCGAGACAGUAGCAAGCGCCGACGCCGGGACAAAGCUUUGAGUCUACAAGGAGGCGUGGGUUUGGUGUCUGUGAACGCAGGGAAUACUGGCACCACUGCUCGCGUGGAGAAGACAGGAAGCAUGCCUGUUAAGCGCUUUAGUAUGGAGGGACUAUCCAAUAUUCUGCAGACAGGCAUCAGACAGACAUUUGGAAGCACAGGAAAUGAGAAACAGUAUCUGAACACGGUUAUCCCUUAUGAGAAGAAAGGCAGUCCUCCAUCUGUUGACGACCUGCAAAUGCUCACAAAAAUUCUUUUUGCCAUGAAAGAAGACAGCGAGAAGGUGCCUACACUGCUAACUGACUACAUAUUAAAAGUGUUGUGUCCUACCUAAGGUAUUGUACCAGCUAGGGGCCACGCUUUGACUGGAACUCCUCCUGAUGCCAUCGGCCCAUGCAGCAUGACCUUCCUACUUGUCGGCCAUUAUCAGCCAUGGAUCCUCACCACCAACAUCAUUGUAUUCACCUCAACUUUGACGAUUGCCUCUCGCUGAGCUUCUCCUCGCUCUCCUUGCACUUAAUCAUGCUUUAGCCAGUCACUGAAAUAUACAAAGUGGGACAGCCAAACCCCGCUGUUACAGGACUUCACUAAUGGAGCAUGACAUCCAGUACUAUGAAUUGUUACACCAUUUUAUUCCUCUGUUUCCGUUCGUAUUUAUCGUAGACAUAAUUCCUAAAGAGUACAUUGCAGUCACAAAUGACAGACCUCUCUGUAUUGUUGAAAUUUAAAUUUAAUUGCGUCCACAAGCCAUGCACUGUUCUCUGACAACCGUAGCGGAGUGAAAGGGAAAAACAAUUCAGGAGCAGUGUAUUUUUCUUGUUUCUUGUUAUUCACUCUGUGAAUCCAGUGUUUUGCAAUCUGUUUUGAUUUGUAUAGAACAUUUGAUAGAAAGGGAUUUUUCUACUUUCAUUUAAUGACACCGGAGUGACAAGCUAUUCCAUAUUAUUCAGUUGAACUGGACAUGUUUCAAAGUUAACCUUUGAUAUUGCCCUUUGAGGUCAACUUUUCAAAGGGAAGUGUGAACCUUUGCAUAUGAUCAUAUUUAUGACAUAUUGAGACGUGUAACUGAAUCUUACAUUGCUAAAUUGCCAAUUCUAAUAAACAUCCUAUCCUAAUUAUAUGGUGCUGAUCUUCCCAAAUUAUUUAAAUAAUUCAGAGUUGGUUUUCCCUUAAAAAGUAAUUUUCAGUUUUUAGUCCACAAAGGGUGGCUUUGUACUUAUAUAUGGCAGAAAACACUCAGGUGACUUGAAGUUCCGCUCUGAGACCCCCAAUUUUUGCCAACUUUCAAAAUUGUCCGAUAUGCAUGUCUGAUACAUCAUUGGAAAGCUUAAAAUCUCAAUUUUCUGGGGAAAGAAACAUUUUGAACAGGAAGGCAUUUAGAAAAAAAAAAAAAAUUAAACAGCGAAACCCUAUUUUGAGGUGAGAGCAUGAAAGAGCAGAAUUAAAGAUGCCAUGACUUUAAUGAGAUAUUAUCGCGUACUUACCUUG